Molecule: messenger RNA, 576 nt
Organism: Triticum dicoccoides
Lineage: Eukaryota; Viridiplantae; Streptophyta; Magnoliopsida; Poales; Poaceae
Product: auxin-responsive protein SAUR50-like
Exons: 1
Coding region: 81-440 (119 amino acids)
Biological process (GO): response to auxin
Source: RefSeq, a predicted model, not a curated record
ACCGUCCCAUCGCCCUCCUCCUCCUUCACCUCCGAGUCCAACCAACGAACGGCGGAGCGAGCUCCACCCUCGGAUAACUAAUGGCGAUCAAGAAGGGAGGCGCGGCGGGGCUGAAGCAGAUCCUGAAGCGGUGCUCGAGCCUGGGCCGGCGGCAGCAGCAGCACAACGGGGAGCAGCAGCAGCACUGGGAGGAGGAGGAGGAGGCGGCGCCGUCGGACGUGCCGCGGGGCCACUUCGCGGUGUACGUGGGCGAGUCGCGGCGGCGGUUCGUGGUGCCCAUCGCGGUGCUGGACCGGCCCGAGUUCCGCUCCCUGCUCCGCCGCGCCGAGGAGGAGUUCGGCUUCGGCGGCGCCGGGGACCUGCUCGUGCUCCCCUGCGAGGAGCUCGCCUUCCGCUCCCUCUGCUCCGCCUCCUCCCUCCCCUGCACCGCCGCCCGCUGAGGCCCCGACGGCGGCAGGCCAUUUGUCCGGCCCCUCGGUCCGGCCUGGCGCCAUUGCCAGGCGAGCCGACGGCCGGGUGCAGACGUGCAGUGUGCGUGUAAAUACGGAUCCAUCGAUUCGACGAGGCGCAUGCGCG